Messenger RNA from Athalia rosae (coleseed sawfly), 2629 nucleotides. RefSeq names its product TWiK family of potassium channels protein 18. Bases 1200 to 2321 code for a protein of 373 amino acids. The record is from RefSeq and is a predicted model, not a curated record. Gene Ontology annotation, cellular component: membrane. Lineage: Eukaryota; Metazoa; Arthropoda; Insecta; Hymenoptera; Athaliidae. Gene Ontology annotation, biological process: stabilization of membrane potential; potassium ion transmembrane transport. Gene Ontology annotation, molecular function: potassium ion leak channel activity. The transcript has 9 exons.
UUUAACUCGCUAUCGUUCGGUGUCCACAUAUCCCGCGGUUCGCUUGGAUCGAAAAAUCCCGUUCGAUCGCCGGAGACGCGCAGAAAUUGCGUGGGCUAAGAUCGGAGUCGGUUGAGACGAGGUAAUCACACACGGGUUUUCGGAAUACCCGCGCGUUACGGUAACGAAUCACCGGGUUAAGCUCAGUUUGAAUCCAAGUCGGCAGCUAGACUCCAGUAUAUUUAGCUGGGCCGUCUCUCGGGGUUAUUUUCGUUAGUGUGUCGCGUCGAGUCGGCCGUUCAGCUCUCGGACCGGGAACACUAUAAUAACGUAAGAACCGCACGGAGUACCGGCUCUUUCUAGUGCAUCUGGUAGCGUCUGCCUACCGCCGAAUCCCUAUGAAAUAGGAGCAGACUAAUUCCGUGUAUGCUAAAUGAAAAUGAAGUGAAAUGAAACAUUUGUGUUCGCGAACGCUACCCACUACUUUCUUAGCCGGGCCGGAGGUGAGCCGCGCGUAGCGUUAAACGAAAAGCGACGCGAUUAACGUCAGUUCGGGAAAAAUCUGGCUCACGGCGAUGAUCGGAUAUAAAAUGUCAAAAAGUCUGUCGAUUGAACCGGUCGAGUCGUGACUCCGCGAUCGCCUCCCUUCGUCGAAGUGUGCUUAUAAAAUAGUGACAAGGUGUUGUCGUUGUCAUUUUCAUUUCAUCGAUCGGGCGAUCGAUCGAACGGACAAUUUUUCCUCAAAUCGAACACGUGGUGUUGGAAGAAGCUGUGUCGAGUCGAGUGCUAACUGAAGAUCAUGUAGUACCGGUGUGAACGAAAAAAAAAAAAUAAUAAUUCUAGGUGGAAGUCGGGCGAUCCGAUUUCGGCUACCGAUGAACGAUUAUUUAUCCUUCGCAUUCGUCAUCGAGCGCGGAUACCGUAUACGGGCGAAGUUCUGGCAGACGGUGCGUGACGAAGUCGGUGAAGAAAAUCGAGAGAUUCCGAGCCACUCGUACGCGCGAGCGUCGCUUCGGUGAACGCACUCGAGAUGCUCGGUACGAAGUGGGUCAAUUUUCCGAUAUUCCUCGACCAUCGGAACGAUAUAUCCCUGCAACUAUAACGACAUCAUGUGAAAAUAUGAGAAUUAAUUUGAAGAAGAGGAAGAAAAAAAAAGAGGCAUGAAAGAAAAUGUAACGAAGUGCCGUGGGGGGAUAUUUGGGUAACGUGAGGUACAAAUCAUGGAACGACAAUCGUCGCGGCGUUGGCGCGGGAGUUACAGGAGACGUCGCAAGAAACCUUGGGCCGAACGAUUGGCGGAUUGGACCAGAAGUUUCAUAGCCUUUUUGUUCAGCAACGUCGGGAUCGUUUGUCUGGUGGUCGGCUACACGAUCGCCGGCGCUUUUAUAUUUAUCUCCAUAGAAGCGAACGCGGCCAAGUCAAAAUUCGACCCCAUCGGCACCAGAGACGAGACCGCCGCUCAACUUUGGGACCUGACUUUCAAGGAGAACAUCUUCUCCGAGGAACAGUGGAAAAUCGAGGUUGAACGGAUGUUGGAGAAGUACCAGAAGCUCGUCGUCGAUGCAGUAAACAACGACGGGUACAAAGGUGAAAUUCCAAAACUGGGAUGGACCUUCGCCGGAGCAUUUUUGUACUCGCUCACCGUCAUCACCACCAUCGGUUACGGAAAUAUUUCGCCGAGGACCGAAUGGGGAAAAGUGGCGACGAUAAUCUACGCCAUAGCAGGGAUGCCCUUGUUCCUUCUCUACCUGAGCAACAUCGGCGAUAUCCUGGCGAGGAGCUUCAAAUGGACGUACGCGAGGUGUUGCCUGUGCAGAUGUCGAAGGAAGCCCCGUCGGUCGGAACCACCGCCGCCUCGGACGAACGUCGUUCCCGUCGUCGCAAGAGACCAAUGGCAGAUGGUCAAGAUCCACGGCGGUGUGCUGGAAACGUCGAGCGUCGAUCAAGAGAGUUCGGGUGAUGACGGGGAGAGCGAGGACGACAGUGAGAGUAGCUACGAUCCGCAGCACGUGACGGUACCGCUGACCUUAUGUCUCGCCAUUAUGGUCGGGUACGUGUGCGCCGGAGCUCUGCUGUUCGCGGUAUGGGAAGACUGGGACUUCCUGGAGGGCUCGUACUUUUGCUUCAUAUCGCUAAGCACCAUUGGUUUCGGGGAUUACGUACCCAGCGAUCAAAUAUAUUCGAAGGAGGGUGUCGAGUUCUCAUUCGUCUUCUGUUCCAUGUAUCUCAUGCUUGGUAUGGCCAUGAUCGCGAUGUGCUUCAACUUGAUGCAAGAGGAGGUGAUAGCGAAAAUGCGCACGCUGGCUCGCACCGUGAGACACAUAUUCAGGUGCGAUAGGUGACACGGUGCAGAUCAGACACUCGAAGAAAAUUGUCAACCCUCGCCAAAAGCACAUAGCGCUGUACAGGGUACGACGACGGUAUAGCGGAGGUGGUGAGAUCAAAAGUGUGUUAAGUGGUGUUGAAUUGAAUGCGGUGGACGGGAGAGACGAGCAACGACGCGUCGGUAGCAGGGAAGAGCCCGAGGCAACAGGCGCUCGGCCACGACGAGGCGAAGGUCUUCGACGGUCCGGCCAGAGGUCUUCGGUCGGCAUGGCACCAUGAUAUUGACGCCGAGGUCACCUGCGCGCACCCCCUGCUGCAUGCCGAG